Molecule: messenger RNA, 1780 nt
Organism: Orussus abietinus
Lineage: Eukaryota; Metazoa; Arthropoda; Insecta; Hymenoptera; Orussidae
Gene: sau
Product: Golgi phosphoprotein 3 homolog sauron
Exons: 4
Coding region: 249-1172 (307 amino acids)
Biological process (GO): retrograde vesicle-mediated transport, Golgi to endoplasmic reticulum; Golgi organization; Golgi to plasma membrane protein transport
Cellular component (GO): cytosol; Golgi cisterna; trans-Golgi network
Molecular function (GO): phosphatidylinositol-4-phosphate binding
Source: RefSeq, a predicted model, not a curated record
CAGUCGCAUGUGGAUCGAGGUAGGUAGUCGCGGAUCUCGUAGGAGCAAAAAACCAAUCGCUGGGAGGGUUCUGGCCAUCUUGGAAAGAUAUGUCGUGUCUGGGAAAACGUCAACAGAGUCGUGUUUAUCGCCCGAUACAUGCCGCGGUGCGAGCCCGCUAAUUUUUGGACGGCGCGCAUAAUCCAGGUGUGACACGGUGGCGUUCCUUUGCGCGUAGGACUCCGAUCCGGCUGCAGGCAGACCUAACUAUGAAUCGGGGUGACGGUUUGGUACAGCGGCGUAGAGUGGUUAACAGCAGCAGUGCCAGUGGAUUGGGACAGGAUGGCUCGAACGAGCAGGCCGGCGCCAACUCCGACAAGUUAUCUGGCCACGAGUUUGAUUCCGAUAUUUCCUCCCAAAAAGACUAUAAUUCGAACCCUACAAUCGACGAAGACUCUGAUAAAGAGACACGAUUGACACUUAUGGAAGAAGUUCUGCUACUCGGGCUCAAAGAUAAAGAGGGAUACACGUCGUUCUGGAACGACUGCAUAAGUUCUGGGUUACGAGGGUGUAUCUUAGCCGAGUUAGGACUUCGAGGGCGAGUAGAGUUGGAGAAGGCAGGAAUGCGCAAAAGGGGUCUUCUGGCGAGAAAACUGCUUCUUAAGAAUAAUGCACCUACAGGAGAUGUGCUUUUAGACGAAGCGCUAAAACAUCUUAAAGAGACGGAUCCUCCAGAGACUGUUCAAAGUUGGAUCGAAUAUCUUAGUGGAGAAACAUGGAAUCCAUUGAAAUUACGAUAUCAACUAAAGAAUGUUAGAGAAAGAUUAGCAAAAAAUCUAGUUGAAAAGGGAGUUUUGACCACGGAAAAGCAGAACUUUCUUUUGUUUGACAUGACUACCCAUCCGCUUACCGACAACCUUGCUAAAACUCGCCUUGUGAAAAAGAUUCAGGAGGCUGUGUUAGGUCGUUGGGUUAACGAUGCCGGUCGCAUGGACAGGAGGACUUUGGCCUUAGUUAUUCUAGCUCAUGCUGCCGAUGUGCUGGAAAAUGCUUUUGCACCUUUAUCCGAUGAUGAUUACGAAGUAGCAAUGCGAAGAGUACGGACACUUUUGGACCUUGAUUUUGAAGCAGAAGCAGCAAAACCGAAUGCAAAUCCUGUUCUUUGGGCGGUAUUUGCAGCGUUUACGAAGUAACGCAUUUUCCCCUCAUUUAGGCGUGUAAAGGAUAAGCAUUCAAUAUUAGCGCAAAAGUGGGAUUACGGUUUAUGCAUGUCCUUUAGUUGCAAGCGUCGGUAUAUUUACGCACUCAGACCAAAUAACUUGUACACUGCAACGUAUUAAGAAACUUUGGUAUAACGAGUGUUUUCACUAUUUGUUAUUUAACAACGAUGAAUAACGUGUCAGAUAUGUUCGUAUGUAGUGUGGAUGCGAGAUGAAAAAAUUAGAGAGCGAAUGAAAACUUAGUAUGCUUGUACAUCAGUGUAGAGAAAGAACAGUGAGAAUAAGUGAGAUUGAUCUUCUUCCAUAGUUUCUUAAUAUACGUCGCCUAGAUUGGUUUUAUAGUCAUAGAGGAAGAGCUUUUUUGUUAUUAAAUCAAUAGCAGAAUAUAUUGGGUUCAUAAGAAUCAUUUUUAUUCAUUUUAUUGAAAAAUACAAUUCACUAGUUGGCAGUAGAGUAUAGUUCAUUUUUCUGUAACAUCUUCGUUCAUUGGGUAUAAUACUAGGAAAUAUAAUAGUUACGAUAAAGGCAUUACUAUUUUAAACAAAGUUCUAUUGCUUGAAAUAAAUGCAAACCUACUACUA